Molecule: messenger RNA, 4089 nt
Organism: Jaculus jaculus (lesser Egyptian jerboa)
Lineage: Eukaryota; Metazoa; Chordata; Mammalia; Rodentia; Dipodidae
Gene: Fbxo45
Product: F-box protein 45
Exons: 3
Coding region: 1-882 (293 amino acids)
Biological process (GO): proteasome-mediated ubiquitin-dependent protein catabolic process; synapse assembly involved in innervation
Cellular component (GO): synapse; SCF ubiquitin ligase complex
Molecular function (GO): protein binding
Source: RefSeq, a predicted model, not a curated record
AUGGCGGCGCCAGGCCUGGGGGUUGGGGCGGCCUCGGGCGGCGCUGGCUGCAGCGGGGCCGGGGCCGGGGCCGGUGGCGGCGGCGGCGGCGCCGGUGCGGGCGCGGGAUACGGAUCGGCCGGGGCCGGCGGCCGGCUGCCCAGCCGGGUGCUGGAGUUGGUGUUCUCGUACCUGGAGCUGUCAGAGCUCAGGAGCUGCGCCCUCGUGUGCAAGCACUGGUACCGCUGCCUGCACGGCGACGAGAACAGCGAGGUGUGGCGGAGCCUGUGCGCCCGCAGCCUGGCAGAAGAGGCUCUGCGCACUGACAUCCUCUGCAACCUGCCCAGCUACAAGGCCAAGGUACGUGCUUUCCAGCAUGCCUUCAGCACUAAUGACUGUUCCAGGAAUGUGUAUAUUAAGAAGAAUGGCUUUACUUUACAUCGAAAUCCCAUCGCUCAAAGCACUGAUGGUGCAAGGACCAAGAUUGGUUUCAGUGAGGGCCGCCAUGCUUGGGAAGUGUGGUGGGAGGGUCCUUUGGGCACUGUGGCAGUGAUAGGAAUUGCCACUAAACGGGCCCCCAUGCAGUGCCAAGGUUAUGUGGCAUUGCUCGGAAGUGACGACCAGAGCUGGGGCUGGAAUCUUGUGGACAAUAAUCUGCUACAUAAUGGGGAAGUCAAUGGCAGUUUCCCACAGUGCAACAAUGCACCAAAAUACCAGAUAGGAGAAAGAAUUCGAGUCAUCUUGGACAUGGAAGAUAAGACAUUAGCUUUUGAACGUGGGUAUGAGUUCCUGGGUGUUGCCUUUAGAGGACUUCCGAAGGCCUGUUUAUACCCAGCAGUUUCUGCUGUGUACGGCAACACAGAAGUGACUUUGGUUUACCUUGGAAAACCUUUGGAUGGAUGACAGUGGCUUUCUUGGGAUGAAAGACAUUGGAGAAGAGAUCUACUUGUGGGAAGUAGAAUCAUGAAAUGAUAAUAUCAUGUGUGCAUGUUCAAGAAACAUCCUAAAAAACACAUGAAGUAAACUGGAGAAGCAACUCUGCAGCAGAGAUUAUCUUAAUGUUUCCUCUUUCCACUGGGCCAGAAAAAUCCUCAGGGUUGCAGUUGGUUGAGUGGGCAGUUGACAUAUGCAUGUUGCAACAGAUUUGUCUCUAAGCUAGCAAUGUGUUAUUUCCAACUUUAAAGGUGAGCUUUUAAAGAUGCUGUAAAAGGAUAAGAAAAAGCAAGAUUGUUAAGUGGUUUGUUUGUAAAGAAAGAUUUAUCCUAUCUUACAACUGCCUGUUCUUUCUCCAGUCCCUUUUUUCCCCAGCCAGCUUGACUAUUAGAAAAGUAUGAAACUGGUUGGGCUUUAUUUAAUAUUUUUAAUAUAUUGAGAAGCAUGGUCUGCCUGGACUGCACUUCUCUAGCAAUGAGAAAUAAAAUCGUGCAGCUAUUUUAAAAGUUGUAUAUACAAUAUGUGUGUAAAAAAACUGUUAAAAAUGGACAAAGGGGUUGCUUUGUUCUAGUUCAACUCUUAAAAAUCACUACAUGGUACAGAAUUAGAUUAACAUUUGGGGACAAUACAAAAAGGAUUUUAAGAGGAAUUGUUGUGUUGGUUCAUUUGGUAUUAUUUUGGGCUUAUAGUCCUCAUAGCUGUUACACUCUUUUUUUUUUUUAAGGUAGAGUCUCACUCUAGUUCAGGCUAACCUGGAAUUCACUAUGCAGUCUCAGGCUGGCCUUGAACCCACAGUGAUCCUCCUACCUCUGCCUCCUGAGUGCUGGGAUUAAAGGCGUGCGCCACCACGUCUGGCUACUGUUUUGUUUUUUUCUUUUAAACAGUCAAAAUUAUAGUAAAGAUUUCUCAAUUGGCUAAAAACUGAAGGAAGGCAAAUUUUUCUAAUAUACAUUUAUCAGUAAGGUUGUGCUAAACAUAAUGGUAAUGUGCAUUUUUUGACAUCUAGUUUUGUUUCAUUUAAUUGGCCUGAGAAAACUCAACACAGAACAAUGCUGUGUGCUCUUACAGUCCUUAAACACGAGAGCUAUUAGUCAUAAACUCUAGGAAAAGAAAUGAUUAAUGGUUCUUUUAUUUUUUAACUUUAUAAUGCUAUAGAUGUUAUAAAGAAUUUUUAGUUUCAUAUUGUUUACAUGCAACAAUCUAAGCCUCAAGCUCUUCUCUGGGGCUAUCAACAAAAUGUUUACUCACCAGUUUGAAAGAGUGCCAGCCUGAACCCAGGUUAAGAAUACUCUUAAUCUCAUUACAGGUAAUUGCCCCCAUGGGACUUGAAAUACAAACCUUGUGCUUAAAACUUCAGGUUGACAAUAUUUUGAAAGUUUCAUUGGAGAAAAGUUUAACAUCAUUUCCUAUUUUGACUGACAAAUGUUUUCACUAAUACUUUGUUGAAUUAAUAAUCUAACACACAUGAGCUGAGAUUUUUCUUUUGUUAGAAGAGAAACAGGCAUCAUCUUUCUGUAUGAAAGUAUAAAUUAUAUGGUUUACAUACAUAAGAAUUGAUGAAGGCAAGUGAAAUCUUUGUACUUUUCAGAUUAUUGCUGUAUGUAUAUUUUGUUUAAAUCUAUUAGAGUUUGGGACAGUGAGCAUCUUGCUGAGGUUGUUAAGGUCUCUCUCUUAGAGUUAAAAUUACCACUACUGCUAUGAAGCAGGAGAUUCCAGCCAUAGGACAAGGAUUUGUAGAUGCCACCUGAAAGGUUUACAAGUAUUUGAUUGUGUAGUUGGUUUGUUGUUUGAAAAAGAGAAAUUUGUUAAAGAUUCUUUUUGAUAUCUAUGUCAAAAGGAAACCUGUACAGAGUGGAAUGACAUGUUAAAUGUAUUAGAGAAUAUAGCUAUCAUGGAAGCUGAUUUUUUCUUGGCAUAGAACAACCCAAUUUGACAAAGUGUAAAAUUUGAGUAAUAGAUGAGUGAAAAUUGGUUCAAAUGAGGAUGGAGUAGUUAGAAAGUGGUACAGUCCUUUAAGUACUUGUUGCAUUUUCAGGCUGUUAUCUGGCUAAUUCCACAAACUUUUGCUGAGUUUUGUUGAUGACUUCUGUUUUUUCUCAUUAGUAAAUAAUUCAUUUGCAACAAUGUUUUGAAGGUGCUGAUUGGAAGACAAAACACAGUUAUUCAUUCCCAGAAUCAAGUAAUUGUCUAUUUAAGAAGCCUUUCUUUUCCCUUUUUAUUUCAUUAUUUUUAAGACAAGUUCUUAUUGUGUACUUCAGGCUGUCGAGCUCACAGUGACAUACCUGCUCCUGUAUCUCAAAGAUACAAGUGUUCCUAGUUGGGAUAAACAUCAGGGGAUGGAGAGCCUUUAUUCAUAAUUUGAUCCUAGUGACCAGUAGUGGCUGUCCAGACCAUGAGGACAAACUGCUCAGUGUUCAAGGGGACCUGGUUCUCACUGGUGCAGAGAGUGAGUGGGGAGAAGACAUUCGUACCUGAAGACUGAGUGUCACUCACCUGAACCAAUGCUUCUCAACCUUGGCUCUAUUUUGGAGUGAGUUUAGAAUGAUUUUUUUUUUUAAAGUAUCUAAACUUGGGUCCCAUACCCUAAAAUCCUGAUGUUGGCACUGGGAUAUGUCCUGAUCAUAAUUUUUAAAUUUUUUCAGGUGAUAUCAGGUGAGAACACUUGUUCUAAAAUUCACCUGUAAUCUCAUCUACAAAUUAAAAAAUUCUUGUUCCCUCCCUUCACUACCUCACAAGGAUAUUGAGAGUGAAAUAAAACAAAAAUAAUGGGAAAGUGCUUGUGCUAUGGAUGAAAACAUGCUGUUAAAAGGAAAAACAUUUGUUCUAUUUCAACUGCACCUAUAAUGAGGAAAAAAAUGUGCAGUUGAAUUUCCUGUGUUGCCUUGGGAAACUGGAAGCACUUGGUUCUUUAAUGAAGCAUGCAGGUGUGAACACAAACAUUAAUUACGAUUACUCUUAAUUUCUACUAGGGUCUUCUGUCAUACUUGAGGUUGACUUUUAAUUAUCUGGUUUUACAUAGGAAAGAAGAAAUAUUAAGGCUUAAAUUCUGUAAUGUUCAUGGACUCAUAAUUCAUUAAAAAUUUUCAUACAAGGACUCUUGUGGUUAAUAGAUGUCAUUUCAUAGCUGCCAUUAUUUUUUCAUUGUUUGACUUUUGAACAUUAAAGCCAUUAAUCUCA